ACUGAAGAUUCCAGGGUCCACAGCGCAGCGGAGUCCUGAAGAAACACCUGCCCAGUGGCUGGCCAGGGGUUCAGGGAGAGACAGAUUUGAUCCCCGAGGCCUGAGGAGGAGCAAGGCCCACUGGGAACAUGGCGACUGCCCCCGGCCUCCAGCCCGCAGCACCCCUGGAGGAGGAUGAGAUCCUGAUUGUGAAGGUGGAGGAGGACUUCCACUGGGAAGAGGAGCCCUCCCUGAAGAUGGAAGACCCCAGCCCUGAGACCUUCCGCCAGCUCUUCCGGCUCUUCUGCUACCAGGAGGUGGCCGGCCCUCGGGAGGCCCUGAGCCGCCUCUGGGAGCUCUGCUGCCGCUGGCUGCGGCCGGAGCUGCGCACCAAGGAGCAGAUCCUGGAGCUGCUGGUGCUGGAGCAGUUCCUGAUGGUGCUGCCCGGGGAGAUCCAGGCCUGGGUGCGGGAGCGGCAGCCGGAGAGCGGUGAGGAGGCCGUGGUCCUCGUGGAAGGGCUUCAGCGGGAGCCCAGGAAACAGAGGGUGAGGUGGGGGGCCUUCUGGGGCAUGCUAACCCAUGUCUCCAAGGAGUAUGGGCCCCAAUGGCUGAGCACACAGUGGAUCCAGCUGCUACGCACAGCGAAUCUGUCCACACUGUGCUGCCCUGCAGCAACAGGACAGAGCAUGAUGGCAAUAGUGUCGUCCCAAAGAGCAGGAUGCUGCCGUGUCUGUGAGCUGAGGUUGGGAGGAGAGGUGUGUGACAGCUUGUGGGGAGGGAAAAAGUGGUGGGAGGCAAGCAGGACCCACCAUUGUGACGUGAGUGGAAGGGAAAGGUCAGCUCACCAGGUUGGCCCAGCCUGUAGGACUGAGUGGGCUGUGUCCUUGCAGGUACCAGUGACCUUGGAGGACAUGGCCGUGUACCUGUCCCAGAAGGAGUGGGGGUGUCUGGACCCAGCUCAGCAGGACCGAAGUCAGGACAUGCUGCCAGAGAGUGAAGGCCGUGGAAUGCAGUUUAAGGAUGAAGAAGACACACAGAUGAGAACAGAAUGGGACCGAGUGCUGUCGGCUCGGUGCAGGGGUCCCAGCUCCCCAUUCCUAGGUCACAAACCGGCCCCCGUCAGGGGGUUGACCAAAUCUGAGCAACUUCUGGAAAGAGGGGGGCCCUCCAGGGUGGCAAAGCCAUACACGUGCCCCGAAUGCGGCAAAAGCUUUAGCAAGACAUCCCACUUGACCAAGCACCAGCGCAUACACACCGGCGAGCGACCGUACCAGUGUCCGGUGUGUGGGAAGGGCUUCAGCGACCGCUCCAACUUCAGCACCCACCAGCGGGUCCACACGGGCGAGAAGCCCUACCAGUGUGCCGAGUGUGGGAAGCGCUUCAGCCAGAGCUCCAGCCUGGUCAUCCACCGCCGGACACACACCGGGGAGCGGCCCUAUGUGUGUGCCGAGUGUGGGAAACGCUUCAGCAACAGCUCACACUUCAGCGCCCACCGCAGGACGCACACAGGCGAGAAGCCCUACACAUGCCCGGCCUGUGGCCAGGGCUUCUGCCGGGGCACCGACCUCCACAAACACCAGCGAACCCACAAUGGGGAGAAGCAUCCACAUAGCUAUACCAAGGGGGUGCAGCCACUACCCAGACCCUCGAGGCUCCAGGAGUUCCCAGGGCCAAAGCCUGACUACGUGCUCAGUUCAUGAAGCUGCCAGAGCCGUUACCCAGAACCAGAAACGCUGACCUUAAGGCACCUUCACAUGAACUCUGCUCCCCUGGGCCUGGUGUGAGGACACAGCAGGGGACAUUUCAGGUGGAAUGCUGGGCACAGGGCCCGGUGUAUUCGGUUCUAGGGCUGCUGAAUAAAUGACCACACGCUGGCUGGCUUACAACAACCGGAAUUAAUCUGUCCCUCCUGGUGUCUACAGCACUGGUGUCCUCUGGAGGCUCUGGUAGAGAAUCCUGUGCCUCUUCCACUUCCCCUGUGGCCCACAGACCCUGAUGUUCCUGGGCUUGUGGCAGCAUCACUCCGUGGCUGCGUCUGUCAUCACACGGCCUUCUCCCUGUGUCCUCUCCUCUUCUAAGGAUAUAGUCAUUGUAUUUACUGGCCCCCCUGAAUGACCUCAUCUUAACUAAUUACAUCUACAAUGUCCCUAUUUCCAAAUAAGGUCACAUUCUGAGGUUCUGGUUGGACUAGAAUUUGAGGGACACUUUCUAACCACUGUAGGGGAAGCUGCAACGGCUGCAGUGGCUUAUGGCAUUACAUACCCCAGCCUUCCCCUCCAACCUUGCUACACUUUCUAAAUGUAGGUGGUGGGGGUUUUUCCUACAUUCCAGUGGUGUCAAUGAGGAAAUGGGGUGCCUGACUGGUGUGGCUAAGUGGUUGAGCAUUGACCUAUGAACCAGGAGGCCUCGGUUUAAUUCC
Molecule: messenger RNA, 2398 nt
Organism: Myotis brandtii (Brandt's bat)
Lineage: Eukaryota; Metazoa; Chordata; Mammalia; Chiroptera; Vespertilionidae
Gene: ZNF500
Product: zinc finger protein 500
Exons: 4
Coding region: 129-1679 (516 amino acids)
Biological process (GO): regulation of transcription by RNA polymerase II
Molecular function (GO): DNA-binding transcription factor activity, RNA polymerase II-specific; RNA polymerase II cis-regulatory region sequence-specific DNA binding
Source: RefSeq, a predicted model, not a curated record